Pomacea canaliculata is the source of this 1909-nucleotide messenger RNA. Its product is annotated as keratin-associated protein 10-6-like. The transcript has 13 exons. NCBI's taxonomy places the organism in Eukaryota, Metazoa, Mollusca, Gastropoda, Architaenioglossa, Ampullariidae. The record is from RefSeq and is a predicted model, not a curated record. Bases 57 to 1586 code for a protein of 509 amino acids.
AAGGUGAACAAACUAAAGCAGGCGAAAAGCACGAGCAUCUCUCGCUAUCAACAGUGAUGGAAAGGCUGAUAAUCUUCUGCGUUCUCGUUGCCAUGGCAGCCGUAGGAGUCCGGGGACAGUGUGUGCCGGCCUACACCGUGGGCUGUCGUUACGGGGGAUCCUCCCUCCCCUCACAGCGAUGCUGCACCAACGUCCCGCUGUACUGUAACAUGGCCAACGUGUGCAUCCCGUGCAAACAAGUGAAUGAGAUCAACUGCGUGAACACGUCAGCCACCUCACAAGCCUGCUGCCCAGGGUCGACUUGUGUGUCGGGUGUUUGUGUCGGUUCAGGGGCAACAGUCGCAACACAGACUGCAACAACAGUGCCAACAACGACAAUAAACCCGUUUUGCGUGCGAGAGAACAACGUGGGCUGCAGGCCGUUUGGACCCGCCACCCCGUCACAGCGGUGCUGCACCAACAAACCUCUGUACUGUAACCUGGCCAACGUGUGCAUCCCGUGCAAACAAUUGAAUGAGAACUGCGUCAACACGAUGGCAACCUCAAAUGCCUGCUGUAAGGAUCUUGUGUGUGUGUCGGGUGUUUGCAGGGCUGCAACGUCAACGCAGCUUACCCCAGGGACAACAAUAACGGGACCAACAUCAACCAUGGGGACAUCUUCGACGGCGGGGACAACAACCAUGGGGACAUCUUCGACGGCGGGGACAACAACCAUGGGGACAUCGACGGUGAGGACGACAUUAACUACGAGGACAACAACAACCAACCCGUUUUGCGUGCCAGAGAACACUGUUGGCUGCAGGGCAUUUGGACCCGCCCCCCCGUCACAGCGGUGCUGCACGAACAAACCUCUGUACUGCAACCUGGCCAACGUGUGCAUCCCGUGCAAACAAGAAAAUGAGAACUGCGUCAACACGAUGGCAACCACAGAUGCCUGCUGUCCGGAACUUGUGUGUGUGUCGGGUGUUUGUGUGCGUUCAACGUCAACGCAACCUACAAUGGGAACAACUGUAUCAACCAUGAGCUCAUCAUUAAGUACGGGGACAGCAGCGUCAACCACGGGGUCAUCGACGUUAAACACGGGGACAGCAGCGUCAACCACGGGGUCAUCGACGUUAAACGGGGACAGCAGCGUCAACCACGGGGUCAUCGACGUUAAACACGGGGACAGCAGCGUCAACCACGGGGUCAUCGACGUUAAACACGGGGACAGCAGCGUCAACCACGGGGUCAUCGACGUUAAACACGGGGACAGCAGCGUCAACCACGGGGUCAUCGACAUCAAACACGGGGACAGCAGCGUCAACCACGGGGUCAUCGACAUCAAACACGGGGACAGCAGCGUCAACCACGGGGUCAUCGACAUCAAACACGGGGACAGAAGCGUCAACCACGGGGUCAUCGACAUCAAACACGGGGACAGCAGCGUCAUCCAUGGGGUCAUCAUCCUCAACCAUCGAGUCAUCGUCAACAACCGAUGGACCAUCAACAUCAAGCAUGGGGUCAUCGACACCCAACACGGAGACAGCAGCGUCAACCAUGGUGUCAUCAUCCUCGACCAUCGAGUUAUCGUCAACAGCCAAUGAUUCAUCAACACCAGCCAUGGGGUCAUCGUCAUCAACCAUGGAAACAACAACAUAAUCCUAGUGGGCAGCAACAUCAGUCAUGGAGAUAACAACACCUCGCAGACGAUACCAACUACGCAGCUACAAUUUUCGGCAUCCUUCACUUAAGUGCCAACUACAACAUCAAAGCCAAGCGGACGACCACUACAAUACCCGAGAUGCCAUACUAGACAAAUUUUCACGGAUAAAAAAAAAAAAGAAGAAAAAAUAGCAUCUUCUACUCGGACUUUUUAAUGAAUGAUUGGAAACUGUUUCAUUUAAUAAAAUUUCACGUACAAUCUGUU